This is a messenger RNA of Tripterygium wilfordii, 822 nucleotides long. RefSeq names its product ubiquitin domain-containing protein 2-like. The transcript is spliced from 4 exons. NCBI's taxonomy places the organism in Eukaryota, Viridiplantae, Streptophyta, Magnoliopsida, Celastrales, Celastraceae. The coding region runs from base 229 to 564 and encodes 111 amino acids. The record is from RefSeq and is a predicted model, not a curated record.
AAGAAAAAAUUGAUUUGAUGGAGAGGAGAGGGUGGACUUGAUAGAAGGUUUCGAAGUUGCCCGUUCACCAAGAAUCCUAGCCCGAGCAGGAGACCAUUUGAUACAAUCUACUUUCAUGGCUGUUGAUUAGCGGCGGAACUGCAAGGAGCCUUUUGUUCGGUUCGGAUAAAUACGACUUACAUCAAGCUGAAUCCAUCUCCCACUUAUAGUCGGUCACCAUUCGCUGAGAUGGGUUGUGGAGGAUCCUCUCUCGCCGACGGAGAUGGGAGUCCUAAGAAAAUCCAGAAGCCAAAACCCUGGAAGCAUCCUCAGCCAAUUACAAGGACACAACUCAUGAAGAUGCGCGAUGAGUUUUGGGAUACUGCUCCUCACUAUGGCGGGCGGACAGAGAUAUGGGAUGCACUUAGAGCUGCUGCUGAAGCUGAUUUAGAUCUUGCACAAGCAAUAGUGGAUAGUGCUGGUGUCAUUGUUCGGAGUGAUGACUUGACACUUUGCUAUGAUGAGAGAGGUGCGAAGUAUGAACUACCAAAAUACGUCUUAAGUGAGCCAACCAAUUUGAUUUGAGAUGAUGGAGAUAGGGAUUAAAGUAAGAAAUACAACUUGUUUUCCCUUUUGGUUCCAAACUCCAAUGCAUCCUGGUUGAAUUCAUCUUGGUAGAUAAGCCAUUAGGCCCAUUACUUUGAUAUAACAAUAGACGUUCCAGAGCAGAAUCCGACUGAUAUUUGGAAAUAUUAUGUAGUAUGAGAAUUCUUGCAGCCAAAAGUGUGGUGUUUAAAAAUUAUGUAAAGUUGCACUUACUUACCAAAAAAGUUUUGUAGUCCA